Messenger RNA from Cuscuta campestris, 2180 nucleotides. NCBI's taxonomy places the organism in Eukaryota, Viridiplantae, Streptophyta, Magnoliopsida, Solanales, Convolvulaceae. The record is from the annotation of a GenBank genome assembly.
CAUCCUACUUUUACCCAUCACAUCAAGGGUAUUUUUGAAAAGUCAACGCAAAAUUAUCCGUCCCUUAAUUUCAAUUUUAGUCAAAAUGGUAACAGGACUGAGGGAGUAUUUAAUUUAUGACAACAGUGUGACUUCUUUCCCACUAUUCCACUUUUGAUCUUGCAGCAAUAGCCGAGAGGGUCGAGAAGGUGAAGGGAUUCACAGCUGCGUGGCUAAACUAUGGAGAUGGACAUGAAAGAUGAUAAAGAGUUUGUUUCGAGCACAACAAAAGAUGUGAUUAAUAUAUUACCGGAAGAAGUGAUUGGGAUGAUUUUGUCCCUUCUACCAUUGAAAGAAGCACCCUAGAUUUAUUCGAAUUUGACAACUUGUAUUCGUUCCAUACAUUCAUCCACUCUAUAUGUAUGUAUGUAUACCCCUUUCCCCACCCCCUACCCCGCAGCACAGUUAUCUUUAACCUCUUCUUCUCCGCCGGCGCCUCCAGAUCUCUCUUUCCCUCUCUCAAAAUCUUAAGGUAUUCGAUCUGAAUUCCCAGAUUAAUCGUGUCAAGCUUUCGAUUCAACAUCUGCCUCUUUUAGAAUCUGUUUAUGCGGACUACUAAUUUGAUAGAUUCUUGUGGUUUCUUUUUAUGUGUGCCAGUGGAGUGUUUCUAUUCUUAUCACGUUCGCUAGAUUAGGUUUAUAAGAUUUUGUAACGAAUCACUUGCGUCUGUACUACGGAGUUUUAGGGUUCAUUUGCCGAAACAGUAAAGAUGGUUGCUUUUUUUCUCCUAAUCCUAAGAAAUUCCACUCUUUUCUUCGUUGAUUAUGCUGUUAGAUUUGUUUUCUUUUAUGGAAACACUAAAGAUGGUUACUUUAUAUCGAUAUUGUUUUUAAUUCCAGGAAAUUUUCAUUUGUUUUGGUGCUUAUUGGGUUAUGGGAGUUUUUGCCUGACAGUCAUUCCUGAGAUCCAGUUGAUCAGUUUGGGGUUAAUCUCCAAGUGAUCGAUUAUUGGCUCUUUUUUCCUAGGGCUUGUGCUUAGUUGGACAUAUUCUGAUGAACAAGAGCCAGAUUUGUUGAUAAUUGGCCCAUUUGUGUUAUUAUCAUUUAAAUUUUACCACAUUGUUUUCUUGGGUUAAUUGCCAGGGAGUUCAGAUUUAAGGGGGAUUGUUUACUGAAAUUUGGCCUUUGACAAGGAAAGUUUGACUUGUAUAGCGUCUAUAUAAUUGUUAAAAGAUGCACUUCUGGUCAUCAUCAUACCAAAAUGCAGUAUUUUUGCUGUCAUUUGCAUUUCAAUGGAUGCCAAGAGAUUCAUUCAAUUGGUCGAGGAGAAGAAGAAGAGGGCUUUGGAGAAGAAUGAAGCUCGGCUGAAAUGGGAGGAGAAGCUUGAGGCUGCAGCAAUGGCACGCGCAGAUGCCAAAGCCAAGGAGAAGAAGGCAAGAUCGGCAGCUGCCAAAACCAAGAGAAAAUCCGUUUCGGAAUCUGACAGCGGAGGCGAUUCUUCAGGUGAAGAAGGGAGAAAGAUCAUCAAGAAGUCCCACUCCCACAAGAGGCAUAAAAAGCAUCAUCACAAGAGCCGCAGACGGUCCCACUCUGGCAGCGAGGAAUAUGAGAGUGAUGGAUCAGAGGAGAGAGACCGGAGGAAGAAGCUGGCCCACAAGGAAUAUGACAGUGAUGACUUGGAGGAGAGAGACCGGAGGAAGAGGCGGGCCCACAAGAAGCACAGACAUCAUCGUGAUAGACAAGGCUCAGACUUGAGCUCUGAAGACUCAUCAUCUUCAUCUGAUGAUGAGAGUGAUGAUGCCCAGAAAAGAAGACACCACAAGAAGAACCACAGGCAUCAAAGGAGAUCCCACUCUGGGAGCUCCUCAGAUUCAUCUUCAAGCAAUGAAAGUGAUGAACCUAACAUGAAGCGCAAGAGGAACCAUCGCCAUCGCCGUCACAACCACCACCACCACCACCACAAGCGGCGCACGGAGGAGGUUGGUGGCGCAUCAGAUAACUGACCGUUCUGCGUUUAAUGCUUGCACUUGAUUUAUUCAAUGAAACCUCUAUUGACAUGUACUAUAAACUACAACUAUGGUUUCUCUCUGCAUUGCCUUUGAUUGGUCACUUGGAAUCCAAAGCUUGUUCUUAGGAAUACAUUGAACUGAAAUGUUCCCCGGCCUAUUGUUGGUUUCCUAUUCGGCUUCUAAACCUUAUUUG